This is a messenger RNA of Peniophora sp. CBMAI 1063, 1482 nucleotides long. Lineage: Eukaryota; Fungi; Basidiomycota; Agaricomycetes; Russulales; Peniophoraceae. The record is from the annotation of a GenBank genome assembly.
AUGUCGUCCCCUCAGAAGUAUACUUACGAGAUCAUCUCCUUCCCCACCUCCGAGGGGUACAUGAAGGACCACAGCCUCUUCAAGCCCGUCACCGACUUCAUCGGCGAGAACUCCCCCGGACCCAUCUACACCGGGCUUCAACUCAACGACCCGAAGAACCGUCUGACGGGCUUUGUCGGAUGGAACGACGUCAAGCAGCACGAAGACUUCGAGAAGCAACCGGUUUAUGCUAAGCUUGGACCCCUUGUCCAGCCCGUCGCCGCCGGGGAGUCCCAAGUGUACCAUGCUGCCUUUGAAGGCGACGAGAUGGCUUGCUUCGAGGCGCCCGUCACCGAGCUGGUGUGGGUUACGCCCCAGCCCGGAGUCAAGAUCGACGACGUCACGAAGCUGGUCGUGCAGGCUGUAGAGCAGGCGAACAACGAGGUGAUGGAGGGCAGACAUCUGCAUAUGAACGGCGAAGAGCAUGAGUGCUUCGGCGCGACUUGGGGCCGUGUUGUCGAGAAGGACAUACUCGUGUACAUCGCCGGCUGGUCCUCUAUUGCGUCUCGAGAGGAAUUUGCGAAGGAGUUCGCACAGAACGCAAAGACGGCCAUCAAGGGCAUAACCGUAAACGUCCGCCACGGCCACCAUUGGCACGUCAAGCAGGCGCGUUCGUAUGAGGACGUAGCCACCACGUCCGUCUCGUACCUCGAACUCGAAGAUGGCCGGGACAACUCUGAAUCCGGCGCCGGUAACGGCUCUCAGGGAGGUGAUUCUAGUAAGCCUGGGAAGAUCACCGGUCGGCCAAUGUACGAGGUCAUCCAGUUCCCAACCUCGGAGAAGUACAUGAAGGACCGUGCCAUCUUCAAGCCUGUAACGGACUUCAUCAGCAAGCAUGCCCCAGGAGCCAUAUACACAGGUACUCAGGUCGAGGACCCCAAGAACAAGUUGACCGGGUUCGUCGGCUGGCAAUCCGUGCAGCAGCACGAUGACUUAGAGAAUGCGCCCGACUACGCGGAGCUGGGUCCUCUGGUCGAGCCCGUCGCAGCGGGCGAAUCGACCGUCUACCACUGCUCCUUCGAAGGCACCGACGAGCAGACCCUCUUCAACGCUCCUUACACCGAGCUUGACGUCAUCACUCCGAGGGGCGGCGCCUCUAUAGAUACCACGAUAGAGCUGAUCAAGUUCUUCGCAGACCUGUGCAACAAGGAGGUCAAGGAGGGCAAGCGCAUGAACAAGGAUGAUACUCAGCGUGAGAACUACGGUGCCGCUUGGGGAAAGGUUGUCGAUCAGGACAUCAUCUUCUAUCUGGGCGGAUGGUCAGACGUCAAGACGCAUAUGAAGUGGGCUGAGAGCUGGGAGAAACCGAUGAACGACAAGGCGAAGUCGAUGAAGCUGACCUUCCGCGACAAGCAUCACUGGAUCCGCACACCCGUAACGAAGUAUAGCCAAGUCGCAGACCAGAAGAUUGUGCAUCUGCAACUCAGCAACGGCCGCGCCUAA